AUGCCAUCCCCCUCAACAUCCCCUCGAGAAUCCACCCCCUUACCACCCCCAAAACUCUACGACAUCCGCGAAGCACCGACCUAUACAACCUCGAGCGAAACAACAUGGAACGAUACCUACAAAAACAGCUCUGAGAUUGCCAUCGUGAUCGACAAUGGUACUCCUCCAUUUCCUCCCCCCCCCCUCCCCUGCCCACACACACUGACAUUAUCACAGGCUCCUCGCAAACCCGCGCCGGCUUCUCCCAUGAUCCCCUCCCACGCUUAACCUGCCCGCCAAUGGUGUCCAAGUAUCGCGACCGCAAAGCGCAGAAAACAUACACGGUGGUCGGGAACGACGUGUUCGCGGACCCGAAUUCGCGCGGGCAGGCCAAGAAUCCGUUCGAUUCUAAUGUUGUUUCCAAUUUCGACCAGAUGGAGACGCUGUUAGACUAUUGCUUUAUCAAUCUGGGUGUUGGUGAGGAGGGAGGUGGUGGGGUGGGACACCCAGUGGUUAUGACCGAGGCGGUUUGCGUACCGGGGUAUAAUCGGAAGAGUACACCCUACAUUUCACUCUUAGUUACUGGGAGGGGGAGCUGAUUGAGGAUAGUGAUGAGUGAACUACUCUUUGAAUGCUACAACGCGCCGUCCGUAAUAUUUGGUAUAGACUCGCUCUUCUCGUACGACUACAACAAUGGGAAAACCGGCCUUGUCCUCUCCACCGGCCAUACAGCCACGCACCUCAUCCCCGUCGUGGACGGGAAAGGCCUCGUGAACCUCUCCACAAGACUCAACUGGGGAGGCUCCCAAUCCGCGGACUACAUGCUCAAGCUCAUUCAGCUAAAAUACCCCGGCUUCCCGGCAAAGAUUCAAAGUUGGCAAGCUGAAGCACUCAUGAAAGAUCAUUGUUAUGUUAGCUCGGACUACAAGGAAGAGGUAGCAAACUACCUGAAGCCGGAAAUACUGCUGGAGAAGGACAGAAUAAUCCAGUUCCCCUUUACUGAGACGGUAAAAGUGGAGAAAUCCCAGGAGGAACUCGACCGUAUCGCCGAGCGCCGCAAGGAAAGCGGCCGCAAGCUCCAGGAACAAGCGGCCAAAGCGCGUCUCGAGAAACUCAUCAAAAAAGAGCAAGAACUGGCCUUCCUAAAAACACUCCAAGCACGGCAGGAGACGGACUCGAAGCGCGACUUCAAGCGCCUCCUCGAACAGAAUGACUUCCGCGACGAAGCAGCGCUGGAAAAGUCCGUCCGAGAACUCGACAAGACCAUCCGCCGCGCACGCAAGCAGGAUGUGGGGGCCGAAGAGGACGCAGCGAACAGCGCCCCGCCCUCAUUCCCACUACUCGACAUACCGGACGAGGAAUUGUCGGAUGACAGCAAGAAGAUGAAGCGCCACCAGAAGCUGAUGAAAAGCAAUCACGAAGCCCGACUCCGCGCCAAGGCGGAGAAGGAAGCCGAGCGUCAACGCCAGGAAGAUCUAGAACGCGAGGACGCAGCGAAGCGGGAAGCAGACCUACCCGCCUGGCUAUCCACCCGCCAUGCCGCGCGCACAGCCGUCCUGACAAAGAUAAAAGACCGCACACGGCUCCGCAACGAGCUCUUAGACCGCAAGAGCCUCGCGUCGCAAAUGCGCAUGAAGUCCAUCGCAAACCUAGCCUCCGACUCCCCACCCUCAAAAAAGCGCCGUCGCGGCGGUGGCGGAGCCCCCGGAACAUCAAGUGGCCCCGGCGGCGGCGGCGGCGGCGCCAUCGACGACGACAACUUUGGCGCGAACGACGACGACUGGAGCGUAUACCGCAACAUAACCCUGGGUACGAACUCGGACGAGGACGAGGAGGACAACGAACUGGCCAAGGAGCUCAAGGCCAUCGAGGACCAACUCCUCCUGCACGACCCCCACUUUGACCGUAACGACACGCACGAGGCCAAGAGCGACUGGCGCGCCUCCCUCCUGCACGCUUUCACCCGCGGCGUGCGAGAGCACGACGUGGACGACCAGGCCCAGGGCUGCCAGAUCCACCUGAACGUUGAGCGCAUACGCGUCCCCGAGGUCUUCUUCCAGCCCGGCAUGGCGGGACUCGAUCAGGCCGGCGUCGUCGAGAUCGCCGGCGACAUACUGCUCCAGCGCGUGGCGGACGAGCGGGCGAGGGAGAGCGUGCUCAGGGAUGUAUUCCUGACCGGCGGCGCCGUCGCCUUUGAAGGCUUCGACGAGCGUGUUCAAAGGGAGGUGAGGGGGAUUAUCCCCGCCGGGAGUGAGUUGCGGGUGCGCAGGGCCGGGAACGUAGUGCUCGACGCAUGGAGAGGCGCCGCGAAGUUUGCUCAGGGGGAAGGCGCGGGGAAGGGGGGUGGGUGGGUCACCAAGGGGAUGUGGGAGGAGGCCGGGAGGGAGUACAUCUUGGUUCGUCCCCCCCCCUACUGUUCAUUCUACCUUGCUUUGCCAAUUCCGUUGCUCGUGGAACUAAUUGGAACAGGAACAUCGACUUGGCAAUGCUUUUUGA
Tuber aestivum (summer truffle) is the source of this 2475-nucleotide messenger RNA. The record is from the annotation of a GenBank genome assembly. NCBI's taxonomy places the organism in Eukaryota, Fungi, Ascomycota, Pezizomycetes, Pezizales, Tuberaceae.